ACAAGCGACCACUAUCCGUGGGAAGCGGCUACAGUCGACAAGCAGGAGGUGAAAGCUGCAUUCGAGAAUACCAUCAUUAUCACUGCUCACGGUUACGAUAGAAAGUUCUACGAGGAUUUUCGAGACAAAUUCAGUCAGGCGACCGGGAUCGUUGGUAGUCAUUAUGCCACUUUGACUUACAUGUCACUGUACGACGCUCUAUUCCUUUACGGUCUAGCGCUCCGUGAUGCAUUUGAAGACGUUGGAGGAUAUGAUGUUCAUCGGAAUGGAUCACUCAUUUGUGCAAAAAUGACUAACCGCCAAUUCAUCGGUGCCACUGGCCAAGUACUAAUGAAUAAUAAAGCGAUCCGAGUGCCUAGCUAUGCAACUUACCACACGACAAACGGAACGCUUCGAAUAGUGGUUGAACUUGAGGCGAAAAACGUGGAGAACCAGAACUGUGAUAGUAAUCCUGACAAAUGUUCGGAGCACGUAGCACACGAAGUAAUACAAUUCUACUGGUCAUCAAGCAGCGGCCGGCUACCGAAAGCCGUUCCUUAUUGCGGUUUCACUGGUUCUGAAUGUAACUACACGACGUACUUCGUUUUUCUUGGAGUGAUCGUUUUUUUCGCUACUACUGCACCCCUUUCAUAUUUUAUAUAUUUGAAACAAAAAGAACGGUUACUAUACGACAUGACAUGGCGUAUCCCCAGAGAUAGCAUCCAGCUAGUGGAAAGCAACAAAUCGAAAUCCGAGCACUCGUUGGCAAGCAAAUCGCAAAGUUCUGGAUCAUUUUCUGGCAGCGUUGGCUCUAAACAGGUGUUAUCGGCCAACCAAGCAAUGUCGAAUGGCGUUCGGAUAGCAAUCAAACGUUUCCAACAGAUGCGGAAUAUCACAUUCCCAAAGUCAGAGUUGAAACUGCUCAAGGAGUUAAAACUCGUUGAAAACGAAAACUUGAACAAGUUCUAUGGUAUUGCGUUCAACCAGCAGAAUGAUUUCAUCGUCAUGUGGAUUUUCUGCACCCGUGGCAGCCUUGAGUUAUGCAAUUUUUCUUGA
Molecule: messenger RNA, 1035 nt
Organism: Haemonchus placei
Lineage: Eukaryota; Metazoa; Nematoda; Chromadorea; Rhabditida; Trichostrongylidae
Source: the annotation of a GenBank genome assembly